AUGCGGGUAGAUCUUCAUCAAUUAUUUAAUGUGAACAUAACUUUAUGCGAGUUUUUCAACGUUGAUCUUGAUGAACGCGGGUAUUAUCAGGUACAUAUCAUGAUUGAUACAAUAAUUAGAGAACAAUUGUCAAGAUUCGGUUGGUUCCCAAGCAAACACCGGACUUUCUAGCCCUCGACAUUGUUAGCACCAGUGGUCAGCCGGCUUCUACUCUCAAGUUUCUUUUCCCUAACAAGUUUUCUAGCGCUAUCCAUAGGCUUUAGUGAAUCCAACAACUCCGCGCAAAGCAAGGCCUCAUCUUCCUCAGAACUUUUGCCUGCAUCAGUUCUGCAUCCGAACAUCGGAAUCAGCAGGACAGUUGAAGUCACCUACGUCGAUGAAAAAUUCAUUAUAGGUAUAGUUGAGAAGGAGCUUUCUGGGUUUUUUGAAUUGCAGUAAUUGGUUAUUGACCGAAUUUUAUAAGAUAGCGUUCGGUUUUGCGACAGGACUGGUGUCUGACUCCUCUUUGCCAUUUCAGAUACCCCAGAAAGUUGAAACCGGCAUUUUUUUUCUCGUAUAGUAUAUACUGAUUUAUUUGUAGACGGCUCAAAGUAUUCUAAAGCCUUUUAAAUGUUCUAAGUGAAGCCGUUCUUAUUUUCUAAGUUUCCUAUUCGUCUUCCAGAUGACGCCUUCACGAUAUCGGCGCAGGUCAACGCCACCGUCGACCUUUCUGUUCCAGUCGAGUUGAACGUGGAUUUCGAACUGUGGUUCAUGGACCGGUACCGACCUCCUCGUAUGGACCUUUUCGAAUUGCAGUCCAGGCGCACGAUACAGGUAUCUGCUUAUAGAGAAAGUGCAAGGGUUGAUUCAAAAUAAAGGAAAUCUCAAUUUUUUUUUUAUGAUAUUCAUUGUUUUUAUACACUACCAUAAUGAAUAGUAAGUGAUUUUUCUCAUCAAGAGAUUGUUUGAAAAAAAAAGCUUAUCAACCGUUUUCUUCAAAUUCUGUGCAAUGAAUUUUUAGUCCAGAGGGAGCUCUAGUCCAAAAAAUUCAAACACAGAAAUCGAGUGGAAGAAAUUUCAAAAGGUUUUUUUUUCAUUCAGUUUGAAUUUGGAAAGCGUUCUCGAGCUGAGCCUGCGACCAAACAUUUCAAACAUAUUCCAAGAAAUUCAUAUUUAUUUUGAGCAAGAAAAUUUAUCUUCAGACAACUUGAUAUAUAAAGUUCUUCUGUAUUAGUAAAAUUUCAGAUAACUCUUGAUCCAACUCGAAUUUGCUCUGCUGCUAGACCUAUAUAUUUCGAUUGUACGGAUGUGGCCGCGAUUACCGUUGCGAUACAUUCGGCAAUGAUAUCCAUCCUUCCGAGAAGGAGAAAACCACCUCCUGACUCGGUAGUUUUGGAAAGAUCUCUUGUUGAAAAUGACAAAGUCUUAGGCUUUGUCGCCCAAGCUGCGGAACUACCACAGUUCUGCAUGUCGCGCGCUUCUCUCGGCCACCGAAUCCAUCCAGCAAUUCAUAAGCAGACACUCGAGGCUUCUUUCAACUCCAAUAUGCUUUGGUUUCUUUGUAUUCUUUGUGUCUUCUAUUUUGCGAUACAGAAAACGUGGAAGUCGAAGCAGAGAUGGGAUCUCUGCGCGAACGGCUCGAGUGCUCGGAACGGCCUUGGGCGACUCUCGAAGCCGAGUGCGUCUCACUCAGCUCAAGGCUCACUACUGUUUUUUCACAGAUGCUCCAGCUCUUUGCAAAAUGCGAACGUAAGUUUUUUUGGUCUUUCAAUUCCACAAAAUUCUCAAACUUCUAGCAUUGAAAGACUUUCUGUUUGUGGAGUAUGAUAAAUGGCGCCGGGGACUUCUGGGCGAAGCUUUUUUCUACCUGGAAAGAACAAAAGACGAAGUUUUAUUGCCACGGCACCUCAAUACUCACGAUGUAAUACGAAACUGUUUAUAUGUCAAAUCAUCCAUUCCAGCUUCUCUCAUUGGUCACCAAGGGAAAAUAUCUUUCCCGACUGCCACGGUUUCCUUUAUUCUGUGCUGCCACCGACUGCCCUGCCGAGAGCUGGUUUUACAAUUUUCCAUCUGAAAACGUCGAUUUUCUUUAAUUUCAGUCCGGUCGUUUUUGAGGAACGUUUUGCCAAACCUUUGAAUGUGUCUUCUGUUCUAGAGCGUUUAACUUUGGAUGGAUCUAAUUGCACCAACAAUUCUGCUCAGUCUUCGGUGUGUUGCGAUUUUUCUUUCGUUCAAAAAAAAAGCAUAAUUUCUCUUUGACCUUCGAAAAAGGAUUUCUGAUGAAUUCUGAUGAACUGAUGAUUUCUGAUGAACUGCAACUCGCAUUUUUUUCUAAAAAAAAAUGAUUUUAAAGGCUUCUCGUACGUGUAACCAGAGAAUGGCGUCGCCGACGCUGGGCGAUCGGAUCCGUGGCGAAGCGACGCGCUCAUUGCGACUGAUCAAAAGUCGCAGGAAAAGCGCCGACUGCUCUCAGUCGAUGGCCGUCCGUCGUAAACAGGCACUUUUCGCUUUUCGAGAUCGUAAAUCAAUUUCCUCUCGCUGUUUAGGUUCGACCUCGGACUACCACCAUCGCUGCGUGCGAAGGCCUUCUGCGCAGGACCGAGGGAGGUGACGGUGCGUCUAGAUUUAGUUUUGAUAGCGUGCUUACUAGGGAACUACGCGAAACUUUAGUAGCUUAUAGACUUGAGUCAGAAUACUUGAAAAGAGAGAAUAUCUGUUAAACCCGAUAUAGAAAUGAAAAAAAAUUCGUAGAAAAUGUGCAGAUUGGGCCUGAAAAUUUUCAAAAAAACUGCUUUUCACCUUAUUUUAUAUUCUAAUACCAUCGCCUUGAAGGAACCGGCUAUAUUAAACACUAAAAAGCUUUAGAGGAAAGCAGAAAUUUGAUAAUUUUCAAGCCAUAACAGUUCAUUUUCAAAAAAUUUUUUCUUGGUACCUUAUUGGGUUUAGCAGAUAAUAUUGCCUGUUUUCAAGUACCAAUACCUAGAUCUUCAAAACUCGACCCAUGAAUACGAGUUCGCGUAGUUUUCUAGUUAGAGUGAACCCCAACAUACAUCGGCUGCAUUCCACGUCAACCUUUUGCGCGCGAAAAUAAAAUUUGAAAAUUUACUCAAACAAGUCGAAGUUUACGGGGGAUCGGCCGCACUCCGGGGUGGAAUAUGAACCCCAAAAAAACUCGGCAAAGUUUUGAGGGAAAUUUUUUUCGAUCACGAAUUUGUAAUCAGAUAGAUAAGAGAUUCGGCUUAAAAAUGUUUCGAGUUUUUUUUUGUAGCGCCAAGUAUGCCCUCUUCACAUGAUUUUUGGCUUUUUCAUUUUUUUUUGCUUGUCAUAAAGUUGAUUUUCAAGUUUUAACCGAGUGGCACUGUAGUCCAUAUUUUAUAUCGUGUUGAAAUUUGAUGAAAAAGCAUUUUUCUGCAUUUUACUGUGCUUAUCAUCAACUCUAACGCUGGGCAGUAGCACCCGUUGGGCCCAGGCAUAAUUUUGAAGUGUGCUACCACCGACCAUCCAGUGUUUUUUAACGUUUCGGGCGAUCGGGGACUCGGCGCGUGAACUGGGCUUAAGCGGCGUCUAUGCGCGGCUAAAAAUUGCGUUUCGGGUGAUCGGCGGUAGCAUCCGCUGGUGCUACUGGCUGACAUGAGAAAACCUUCCUACAACUUUUCGUCACUUUACCAUUUUCAAUUUUAGGUCAAAGUACCUUUACUGUUGGGAGUGAGAGUGCAAGAAGUGCUCGAGAGAAGCCAAACGACUCCUCUGGAGAGAAUGUCCCUGACGACCUUCUGACCAGAAGCAAUUCUGCAAGCGCUCUCCCAACUUCUCCGGCCGAUGAAGACGUCGUUUCUGUGCCGUCGCCUUCAGCUUCUGUGACGUCACCGCUUCUUCUCAAUGAAGGUUCGCCUUUUCAAUCAUACAUGGGCAGCCCAAUUUAAAAGGCUGCUGAACCCUUCUCCCAAAUUUUCUCAAAUUAAAGUUAAUAAUAUCUUCCUCAUGCUGCAACUCGUUUUUCUAUGGCCAAAAGUACCUCCGUGAGGUUGAAAAUGGAUUUUAUGUAUACCUAAUUAUUUCAAAUACUUGUAAGACAAUCCCUCCUCCCGGACUGAAUGAGUUCUGUACUUGCCCAUCUAUAUUUUCAUUCAGUAAAAAUAAAAAGAAAAAUUGUCUUCUGACUGCUCAUUUUCUUUUUCUAGCCCAUCCCAAGGAUUUGCAAACGGCCGUUGAGUUCGUACGAGAGCGAGAAGCGAUGAAGCAACGCCUCCGGUUGCAAGGAGGUUACGAAGGCUGUCUCUACAGGUUAAUCAACUUUCUGCUUUAUAUUCUUUUUUUAUCGGCUUGAAACAGUGAAGUAAUUCCUCUAACAAAAAUGAGGGUGUAGCCCGCAGUGAACCUUGAAAAAAGUGAACUUUUCGUUGAUAUUCUCGGUUCACCCCGCGUUGGACCUGGAUGGCGUGCACAACCGGACGAAAAAAGAGCUUUUUUGAGCUACCGUAGCAGCCUGAGAUGAAACUGUAGGAAAGGAUGAUAUUGGGAAACAAAAAACUUCGAAAUCAUAUACGGAAUCAAUACCUAAAUAGGAAUUUAAAGCUUAACGGGGUACACCCUUAGUUAGUCCGGGGUGCACCGCAACUUUUUGUUAGAGCAUUGAAAAUGCCAAAUCUCGUCGUUUCAAGCGAGAAGAAUGACUAGGAUUUGUUUAGUGAAAGUGCGGUGACACUGGUGAUGCCACUUCGAUGUUGUCCGCUGACGACCUCGUCUCUGUCCAAAGCUCCUCCCAAAACUGCGACUCACCUCAUAGUCUUUGUCCACGGUCUCGAAGGUAUAUUUCGGAUUGAUUUUAUCGUGUUGAAAUAUGUCUUUCCAUUCAUAAUCUGUUUCUCAAGGAUCGCACGAGGAUUUGUCACCUUACCGUUGGGCACUCCGCCAAGCGGCUUUCGCCUACGAGUUCUGUGAAGAGAAGGAGAAACAUGCGCGGAAAGAGCCGGUUGAAAAGUUCGAGCUCGCCUAUCUGAUGAGUCGGGCCAACCAGAGCGAAACCUGGGCUGAUAUAACUUCCAUGGCGCACAAUCUUCUCAACGAAGUCUGCGAGUUCUGCGAAGAACACGGGAAUCGCGUGAAAAGGAUCAGGUGUGAUAUCAUAAUUAACUAGAAUUUUUUUUCCUUCGUGCAGUCGUAUUGCUCUAAACGAUUAUGAAUACAUGUAUUAUAUGAACUGCAGAAGUAAUCGAGUAGUAACGAGAUAAAAAUUAUUGUUUAUCUAUUGCGAAAAACUGAUAACAACACAUUUUUUUCUUCUUUAAAGAAUUUGUGACAUUCUCUUCAAUGAAGCAGUAUUAGAGAAGAGAACAAUGGUUGUCAGAAGUUCGAAGAUCAUGCUCUAUCUCAGUUAUCAGUUGCUCAUUUUUUCGAUGAAUGUAGGACACCUACGUCCCAUUUGACUUCUUUGACAAUCUAUGUUUUAUAUGGAGACAUAUUUGGUUAGCUUCGCGAUUAUUUCCCCCUUUUAAUUCAAUUUUUUUCAUCAUUUUUAUUAUUUCGAGAUGGUUUUUUAUGAGCCUUUGAAAGCUUGGUAGAAUAUUUGAGUCUCACUAAAAGUUGGAUGAGUUGUGUUCCAGCUUCGUAGCGCACUCACUGGGCGGCGUGAUCGUCCGUUCGGCGGUGGGACUGGCGACGGCAGCGGGGAUGCCUUGGCUGUUGCCGAUCCUCCACACCCUCAUGACCAUCAACACACCGCAUCUCGGCCUCGCCUACGUCGGUCGCCAUGUUCACUGGGGAGUGCAGCUCGUUCAAUGGUGCUUCGCUUCUUCCUUUUCGCGUAAUCCGAUUGGUAUCCACAGGUGGAAACGAUCGCGUUCUAUGGAGCAGCUUGCACUCCGAGACGCUCUCAAUUUCAACGAGUCUUUUCUCUUUUCCCUCUCCGCCAAUCAAUCGUUUGGCAAUUUUCGUCACAUUCUUCUCAUUGGAACGCCCAGUUAGUAGUCUUCUUCCUUAGAGUUCAUAAAAUCUUCCUUAGAGACAUAAAUUGGUAUUGCAGACUUUUUUGUCUAUCAAAAUACCCUAUUUUUGAAAAGUUCUGUACACUCAUCUUGAUAGAAAACCCUCUGAAAGUUUAAUGCGAAUUUCAGACGAUCUCUUUGUUCCUGCGCAUUCUGCUCUUAUUGAACCUUCAAAAAGCUCUUCGCGAGAUCCCUCGGCUCUUGGGUCGGCGUAUAGGUACGUGUAGAAAUAUUAAUUUCAAGUUUUUUUGGUGUGAUUUUGAGGGAGAUGAUGAACAACGUACUCUCCAAUAUCAAUUCGAGCGCGAAGACAGAAACUUUCAUCCGUUACACAACUUUUCACAAAGUUGCUACCGCCCAUUCGAACAGGUUAACUGGGCGUGCCGGUUGGUUGUUUUUCCUUGAAUCAAAAAAGACAAGAAAAGUUCUUCAAAUUUUUUUUUGUUAUGAAGAAAAAAGUUUACAGCCCACAUCGCAGCAGUCGAAGACGCCAUUUUCAUCGAGAAACUUCUUUCGAUUUCGGCCCUGAAAUAUUUCAUAUAA
Messenger RNA from Caenorhabditis auriculariae, 6506 nucleotides. NCBI's taxonomy places the organism in Eukaryota, Metazoa, Nematoda, Chromadorea, Rhabditida, Rhabditidae. The record is from the annotation of a GenBank genome assembly.